Linum trigynum is the source of this 300-nucleotide messenger RNA. NCBI's taxonomy places the organism in Eukaryota, Viridiplantae, Streptophyta, Magnoliopsida, Malpighiales, Linaceae. The record is from the annotation of a GenBank genome assembly.
AUGCUGCACCAAUUUACUUCGCGCAGCCGACGGCGACCCAUCUCCUCUCCGAGACUCCGACCACCUCCGCUCCGUGACGCGACCCAACCUCUCUUCGCCGGUCGCCAUCUGCGCCGUCGCUGUUCGCUCCCACCUCCUCUCCGCAACGCGACGUCGCGACCCAGCCAGCAUCCGUCCCAUCCCGUCGCGACCCAGCUAGCCUACACCCUUCUCUCCAUCCCGUCGCUCCCACCUCUGAUCCGCUCCACGACGCGACCAGCCAGCCAACAACUCAAUUCUCGUCGCCCUCCAAGUCAGUGA